CCGAGUUCUCUCGGUCUCUCAAUCUCCGACCUCGAGCUCUCUCUCCAUCUCGCUCUCUCUCUCUCUCUCAACUCUCUUCCCCGACACAAACCCUUCUCAAGCUCUCUCUCUCUCUCCAUCUCUCUUCUCCGACGGAAACCCUUCUCCAGAGCUCUCUCUCUCUUCUCCGACGCUCUCUCUCUUCUCCGAGGUAUAUUGCAGAUUCAAGCUCUGCUUGAUACUUAUGUUCUAACGCUUCCUCUUUGGUCCGAGUCUGAUGAAUGUGUUGUGUUGCAGAUUCAAGCUCAGUUGAAACCCAUCUCCAGAGCUCUCUCUCUCAGUCUCGGACAUCUCGAAGCUCUCUCUCUCGAUCUACUCAUCUCGAAGCUCUCCCUAGCAUCUCCCAAGCUUCGUCUGUCUCUCACUCUCUCGUCGCAGGCUCUCACAAGCUCUCUGUCUCGAGCUCUUCUCCGAGGUGUUCACUUCCAUCACUCUCUCCAAGCUCAGACCCUCUUUAGUAAGACUGUCCCUGUUCCUCUCCAGCUUGCUCAGACUGUCCCUGUUCCUCUCCAGCUCUCUCUCUUGCUCUGUCAUCUCAAGCUCACUCUCUACCGCUGUUCCUCACUUUUUAAGAUGGCAAAAGAGACUUGGACUCCUGAAGAAGUUAGGUAUUUUUUCGAACUCUAUGCGGAAAAGAGAAGAAAAGGAAAUAGAACGACAUCAAUGAAUAAAGUAGGGAAACAGAACAUCAUAGACGCGUUCGAAAAGAGGUUUAAGAAAGGAUUUCUUGAGUGGCCUUUGUUGAAGAACAAGUACGACACAAGUAGAAAGAAGUACGUCAAAUUUAGGAAGUUGAUUAAGAAUAAGACAGGUCUUGGGUUUGACAGCAUGGGAAGGGUUGAUAUGUCAGAUGAUUGGUGGAGUGAGCGUGAAAAGGAGUGUCCUGGGAUUAGAAGAUCUGUAUGGAAAGAAGAAUUUAAUAUGGAUAUGUUUGAAGAAGAAUUUGGUGCUGUAGUAGUAACUGGAGCAGAAGGAUGGAGUGCUCAACAUGGAGAAGCAAGCUUGAACUCUGGAGUGGGUGUAGAUGAUGGUGAUGAAGUCGAUUCUCAGCCAGCAGCAGAAACUCAAGCAGCAGCAGAGACAGAAACUCAGCCGCAGCUGCAAACACAAACCCAGCGCCAAACUCAGACUCAUUCUGGAAGUUCGAGAGGAAAAAGAAGGCGUAAGGAGAAGGAUAUGGUUGUAGAAGCUUGUGACAAUUGUACUGAAGCGCUUAUGGUGAAGAACAAGAUAGCAGAACGGAUGUUGGAGCGUCAAGAAGCUUCAAUGGAGCGUCAAGAAGCUUCUAGUGUUGAGAAUGUGUUAGAGAUUCUGUACACAUUGCCUGGAGUGAGAGAGUGGUCUCCAUUAUAUGAAGCAGCAAUGGAACAUCUUAUAGACAGUGAAGGGAGCAGAAGGGCUUUUAUAACAAUGAAGACAGAUGAAGCUAAGACUAAGUUUAUAGAGCUUAGGACCAAGAUAAAACGUGACUAUGAAGCUUAGGACUAUUAUGGAACUUAGGACUAGUAUGGAACUUUUGCUUUUGGUCUGAUCUUUGUAUGAAACUGCCUUUUGUAUAUGCUGGUUUAGUAGACUUGGUUUUGAAUCUGGUAACAAAAUGUUUACUUCUCUUA
Messenger RNA from Brassica rapa (field mustard), 1652 nucleotides. RefSeq lists its product as uncharacterized. The record is from RefSeq and is a predicted model, not a curated record. NCBI's taxonomy places the organism in Eukaryota, Viridiplantae, Streptophyta, Magnoliopsida, Brassicales, Brassicaceae.